AUGGCUGAAUCAAACCCACACGACUCGCUGGACCACAAACUCGAUGCCGAAAUCAACUACACAGAAGAUAUUCAAACUUCCAAAGACGAUGGCCACUCACACGUCAAAGGCAACGCCUUCCUCGUCCGUGAAGACGGCCAAGUCCGUAAAAUCCCCGUCCCCUCAUCCAACCCCAACGAUCCACUUAACUUCUCUCGCUGGGAAAAAUACGGCAUCAUAUUCUGUUGCUGCUGGUUCUCCAUCAUGGGUCUUUCGAUUGCCGGCGGUCUCGGCGCCAUCUUGAAUGUAUUUUUCGACAUGUAUAGUCCGCAGGGGUAUACGGCUGAUGAGAUUGUGUUUUUGAUUACACUGCCGACGCUAUGCAUUGGACUAGGAAACUACAUCAUCCUGCCGUUAGGAUUAGCAUACGGUCGUCGUCCGGUUUUCCUCAUUUCCAUGGUAAUUUUGUUCGUGGCUACUAUCGCCGCUGCUGUGCAAAAUAGUUACAAUGGCCAUCUUGCAUCGCGUAUCGUACAGGGUCUCGCAACGGGCUCAUCCGAAUCCCUGCUCCCGCUCAUGCUUACAGAAAUCACCUUCUUGCACGAGCGCGGCCGGAUUUUCGGGUUAUACUGGACGGUUCAGAAUGCGCUUAGCUCUUCUAUCAACCUGGCGAGUACUUAUCUGAAUGAGGAUAUGGGGUGGCGGUGGUACUACUGGGUUUUCGUCAUCACAAUCGGGUUUGGACUCGUAAUUGCGUUUUUGCUGGCCUUUGAAACGCAAUUCACGCGGUCGCCGGCUAGUUUGGAUGGUUUACUGAUUUUCACGGAUGAAUUUGGGGUUACCAAGGUUAUCCCGGAUGAAGAGGCGCAGGAUUACUUUGCGCGGGUGGGCGAUGCAGGGUUGAGCGUACCCGUUGCAGACGCGAAUGAGGCCGAUGUACCACGGAAGACGUACCUUCAGAAGCUGCGACCCUGGUCACCGGUUCAGAAACAGCCGGUUAAGAUUAUGGUUAUGACGUAUCUGCAUAUGCUGCAGAGUCUGGCCUCCCCAGGUAUCCUGUUUGCCAUCCUGAGUUCAUCGGUUGCCCUUGGCUGCAGCGUUGGCAUGUCGCUGACGUACAACGCCGUGUUAAACGAGAACUACGGAUGGGAUGUCAAGAACAUUGGGCUUAUAAACGUCGGUGGUGUCAUUGGCGCCGUGUUCGGAAUGGUGUAUUGCACAUUCAUCGGCGAUAAGUUCGUUCUCUACGCUGCGCGACAAAACAAAGGCAUUCACAAACCGGAACACCAUCUCAUUGUUCUCAUCCCACCAGGCAUAGUCGGUGCCGCAAUGCUGGUUCUCUACGGCUUCACUGCCGGAGGCGGUGCAACUUGGUGGGGUCCAUACAUGGCGUGGACACUGUUCCAAUACACGUUUACUGCCGUACUCAUCGUGUCUACGACGUUUGCGUCUGAGGCUGGGGCGCAGCAUCCCGGGCCUGCGCUGGUUGUUGUUGUGGGGACCAAGAAUAUUGUUUCCUUUGGUCUUACGUAUGGACUCACGCCCAUGGUUGCAAAGCAUGGAUACAAGUGGGCGUUUGGUGUGUUGGCGGGUAUUUUCAGUGCCAUUUUCCUGCUCGGUAUUCCUGUUUAUUAUUUGAACCCGAUGUGGCGCGCAAGGAGCAAAAAGAACUAG
Messenger RNA from Bipolaris victoriae FI3, 1653 nucleotides. RefSeq lists its product as hypothetical. The record is from RefSeq and is a predicted model, not a curated record. NCBI's taxonomy places the organism in Eukaryota, Fungi, Ascomycota, Dothideomycetes, Pleosporales, Pleosporaceae. Gene Ontology annotation, molecular function: transmembrane transporter activity. The coding region runs from base 1 to 1653 and encodes 550 amino acids. Gene Ontology annotation, biological process: transmembrane transport. The transcript is spliced from 2 exons.